This is a messenger RNA of Plutella xylostella (diamondback moth), 1628 nucleotides long. It is a transcript of the gene Atg4a, whose product is annotated as Autophagy-related 4a. Gene Ontology annotation, biological process: piecemeal microautophagy of the nucleus; protein processing; mitophagy. Gene Ontology annotation, molecular function: cysteine-type endopeptidase activity; protein-phosphatidylethanolamide deconjugating activity. The record is from RefSeq and is a predicted model, not a curated record. Gene Ontology annotation, cellular component: cytoplasm. NCBI's taxonomy places the organism in Eukaryota, Metazoa, Arthropoda, Insecta, Lepidoptera, Plutellidae.
UGGUUGUCGUUAUCUGUGAACGUCGUGACUGUCAAAGAUUGUUGGAAAUUCAAUUUAUUUGUUUUUGUUUGUUUCAAAGUAAUUUGUCUUCUCAUUUAAUUAGAAUAUCCAGUUGAUUGUAAAGCUAUGCACCAGGAUGGAUGCAAUGUUUGAUAUUUGCUACCUAGCUUCCGAGGGAAAUAACUGUGAACCCGAUGAUAUUCCCCAAACAAAGGAGAAUGUGUGGAUAUUGGGGAAAAAGUACAGCGCGAUUCAAGAUCUGGAUCGUAUACGUCGUGAUAUAACGUCAAUUAUCUGGUGCACUUAUCGGAAGGGUUUCGUGUCCAUUGGGGACGAGGGUCUGACCUCUGACAAGGGAUGGGGUUGCAUGCUGCGCUGCGGACAGAUGGUCCUCGGAGUGGCGCUGAUCAGAGUCCAUUUGUCUACUGAUUGGGUAUGGACUCCUGAAACUAGAGAUCCAACAUAUUUGAAGAUAAUUCAGAGGUUUGAAGAAAGGAAGCAGGCUCCGUAUUCUAUUCACCAAGUGGCCUUAAUGGGGGCCUGUGAGGGCAAAGAUGUUGGCCAGUGGUUUGGACCUAACACUAUAGCACAAGUUCUUAGGAAAUUAGUAGUUUUUGAUAAAUGGAGCUCUCUGGUGAUCCAUGUGGCAUUAGAUAACACAGUUGUUAAAGAAGACAUUUUACAACAAUGCACAGUGAAGAAUGACAGAGGAGACACUUCCACAUCCAGUGAUUCUGUGUUCAUCUCAGAUUGGAUGCCUUUACUGUUGAUAGUGCCUUUGAGACUAGGACUGAGUGAGAUAAACCCUAUUUACAUUGAAGGAUUGAAGAUUUGUUUCCAAUCUCCACAAUCGAUUGGUGUGAUUGGAGGAAAACCAAAUCAGGCUUUGUAUCUGGUGGGCUGCGUCGGAGAUGAAGUCAUUUACUUGGACCCACACACUACACAAAAGUCUGGCCUUAUUGAGAAUAAGCUGACGGAUGAACAGAAGGAAAUGGAUUGUUCCUAUCACUGCAAGUAUGCAUCGAGAAUACCGAUCCUGGCGAUGGACCCUUCAGUAGCUGUCUGCUUCCUCUGCCGCACCCGCUCCGACUUCGACGAGCUCUGCGCCGCGAUGCAGCAGCGGCUGAUGAAGGAGAGCCAGCCGCUGUUCGAGCUGUGCGACCAGCGGCCCGCGCACUGGCCGCCCGCCGCCGCCGCCGCCGGGCAGGACGACGCGGGGAACACUUCCAUAUUUACAGAGUUUGAGGAUGUGGACCGACAGUUUGAUGACUCCGACGACGAGUUUGAGAUUCUUUGAGGAAAACAAAGAAAUAAGUACCUUUAAGAUAUAUUUAGCGGUAUAGUAUGCAGAUACGUUACAAGGAAGCGGAUGUAUAAAGAUGCGCGCAAAAAUAUCGACCCCUUUUAUGCUUUACUAUAAACAAUUAUUCUUCAUGCGUUAAUUACGAUUAAUAACUUAAUUGAAAAAUUAUGGAAUUGAAAUUAAUUUCUGCUCUGAAGUCCAGAAAAAAUCAGGUUCUUUAAAUUUAUUUUGGUAGGUACUUGUUUAAUUUGCUGAUAUAAUUCGAAUAGGGUCGAUAUUUUUAUUAGUUGUCUGCUUGUUAAUUGCUGCUGAUAAUUAAUUGAGU